Molecule: messenger RNA, 3390 nt
Organism: Vanrija pseudolonga
Lineage: Eukaryota; Fungi; Basidiomycota; Tremellomycetes; Trichosporonales; Trichosporonaceae
Gene: ADP1
Product: putative ATP-dependent permease
Exons: 2
Coding region: 253-3309 (1018 amino acids)
Biological process (GO): transmembrane transport
Cellular component (GO): membrane
Molecular function (GO): ABC-type transporter activity; ATP hydrolysis activity; ATP binding
Source: RefSeq, a predicted model, not a curated record
AUUUACAGCGCUCAAUAUAUAGACACGACAGACACCCAUCCCGCCGCUCGGCACUCUUUGGUGCAGGUCUGCAGGUCCAUCACGCCGACGGCGACGACAACGACGACGUGUCAGUCGAGACAGCCCCAACGCAACCCCCCCACGCACCCCACGACACACACACCACACACACCACCGACACGCUGAUCCAGAUCAACUAGACCGAACUAUAGAUUCGACACAUCGCCUUCCUUCUCAUCCACAUCGCCCAACAUGAGGCUAGGCACCUCGGCCGUCCUCGGCGCGCUCUCGCUCUUCGGCCUCGCAGCAGCGCAGAACUGCACAAACUAUGGCGAGGCUUCCGGCGGCACGAGCUGUCUCUGCCCCGCAGGCUUCAACUCGCCCCAGUCGAGCAACUGCGCCCAGCCAAACUGUGGCGCCAACAUCUUCAACCCCAGCAGCACGGCCGCACCCGGCGGCAAUGUCUCGUCGUGCGCGUGUACCGACGGCUGGAGCGGUCCCUCGUGUACCUUGUGCUCGACCGGCGCGUCGUGCUUGACCGCGCUGGGCAAGUACAUCGACUCAAGCUCGGGAGCCGGUGGGCUCGCAUCAGCUGCCGUCAACUCGACGCUCGUGUGCUCCAGCUCCCCGACAGUCUACACUGUCGGCCAGUUGACGUGCUCCAUCGUCCAGUCGACGAUCCAGAGCCUGUUCCCGCUGCCGAUUACGCUGUCCAUGACGCGUGCGCUCAACACGUCCAAGACGCCCGGCGGCGCCAGCACGCUCAAGAGCGCAGGAAUGACAAGCAGUGACGGCGAGAUCUGGGCGCAGGUCUGGUACCAGGGCCACGAGCAGUUCUACUGCCACGCGUCGGGGUGCAACCAGACCGUGUCGAACGGCACGAGCUCGUCCGAGUGGGUCUGCCCCGAGCUCGCGUGCACCUGCCCUCCCGGAACGACGUUCUGUACCGGCUUUGCGGGGUCAAUCCUCGGCGGCAUCAUCACGACCGUCAAGGGCCCACUCACGGUCGACUGCGACACGACCGGCGCGUGUGGCUUCAAGCAGAAGGACCUCGUUGGGUUCUUUGGCGCCAACGGUCUCCCGCUCACGUCGUGCAAGUUUGGCGAGUGUGUGCAGCAGUUUGUCAUUUCGCAGUCGGAGGGGAUCCACGCCGCCAUCGUCUCCAACGGCGGGUUGAGCGGUGGCGUUAUCGCCGGACUGGCUGUUGUCGGUGCCUUCCUGCUUCUCGUUCUCGGCAUUCUCAUCUGGGGCCUGAUCGCGCGAUCCAAGGCGCGCAAGCGCGUGUCGGACGGCUCGCUCGAGAAGCGCGGCGGCGUCGGCGUGUCCUGGAGCGGUGUGGGAUACGAGGUUCACGCCCACGGGCGUGGCGCGUACGCUGCCGUCGUCGGCUGGCUGCGUGGCUUUGACACGCCCCGCCGCCGCGCAAGGCUCGAGGCAGAGAAGGGCAUUGCGCCCGGCCCGAACGGCGGCAAGGUCAUCCUGCAAAACUGCUACGGCAACGUGCCUGCCGGUUCCAUGCUCGCGGUCCUUGGUCCCAGUGGUGCCGGCAAGUCGACACUCAUUGACAUCCUUGGCCAGAAGCGCAAGGCAGGUAUCGUGGAGGGCAAGGUCGCGUACCACCCUGAGGGGAAUGACGGGCGCCGCAUCAAGGUCGGCUUUGUUGACCAGUCGGAUAUCCUCGCGCCCACGUCUACAGUAUACGAGACGCUGCUGUUCUCCGCGCGCCUCCGUCUGCCUGAGAAUGUGCCCGACUCGGUCAAGCAGGAGCGCGCGCAGCUCGUGCUCAACCAGCUUGGUCUCUCCCAUGUCGCCGACACUCGUAUUGGUUCUGGCGAGAUCCGCGGUAUCUCGGGUGGUGAAAUGCGCCGCGUCUCUGUUGGAACAGAGCUCGUCGCCGCACCUGAUGUGCUCGUGCUCGACGAGCCGACUUCGGGUCUCGACUCGGUCUCGGCUGCUCGCCUCAUCUCUCUGCUCAAGUCGCUCGCCGAGGACCCGAACCAGCGCACGACUAUCAUCGCCUCCAUCCACCAGCCCAGCUCAGCCCUGUACCACAUGUUUGACCAGGUUCUUCUUCUUGCCCACGGUCAGCAGCUGUACUUUGGCCCGGCAGGCCACCACCCCGUCGACUUCUUCGCUGAGCAGGGCCACCCCUGCCCGGCCGACUACAACGUCGCUGACCACCUAUUGGACAUUGCGAGCGAGCCUGGUCUUCGUCUGCGGACCGGCGUCGACGCAAUGGUUCCUUCCGUCACCCACACUCCGUAUGAGGCGUCGUACCACUACUCGCGCGCGUCCGAGGGACGCAGUGAGCGCGAGAUGCCCCACAACGCCAGCGACGAAAAGCUCUCGCCAAACGCCGCAUCAAAGUACCCGCCCGGUAUGAACAUGAACGGCAACCAGGUCGACCUUGCUCAGGUGUCCAAGGCCGCCGGCAAGAGCUGGUUUGACGCCGGCAACAAUCCCGAGACGACCUUCCUCACCCAGGUCGCCGUGCUCAGCGGCCGCGAGAUCAAGAACCUCAAGCGCGACAAGACUUUGCUGCUUGCUCACGUCGCUCUCGCCUCUGUCUCGGCUGUCUUCUCGGGUGGCCUGUAUUUCAAGGCCAAGCUGACGAUUGGCGGCUUCCAGAACCGCGUGGGCAGUCUCUUCUUCCUCGCAUCGCUCAUCGCCUUCUCGGCGCUGAGUGCGCUGGCCAACGUUAUCGAGGUUCGCCCGCUCUUCCUCCGCGAGCGCGCGAGCUCGCUCUACUCGCCUCAGGCGUGGCUCACUGCUCGCCUCCUCUUCGACAUCGUCCCGCUGCGUCUUCUGCCUGCCGCCAUCCUCGGCAUUGUCGUGUACUGGAUGGUUGGCCUCGCACCCAGCGCCGCGCGCUUCUUCAAGUUCCUGCUCAUCCUGCUCGAGUUCUGCCUCAGCACGACGCUGUACAACUUUAUGCUUGCCGCCUGCUUCUCCCACGCCGGUGUGGCGAUCCUCCUGUCGUCGCUGUACAACCUCUUCCUGAUGACGUACGCCGGCUUCUUUGUCAACCUCAACACGAUCCCGCCCGUGCUCCGCUGGCUCCGCUACUUCUCUACGCUGGGGUACGCGCUCGAGGCUCUGACGGUCAACGAGGUCGGCUCGGGCAUCCAGAUCAUCGACAACCUGAACGGCGUGGCGAUUGACGUCAACGGCGCGUUGAUCAUGGAGACGCUGUUUGGUUUCCAGCUCGGCCACUACUACCGCAACGUGCUGAUUUUGGUGGCCUUCAUUCUGGGCUUCCUCGCCAGUCUCAUCUUCUGCGUGUUCUUCAUGUUGCGAGAGAAGAGGUAGAGUGGGGACGGAGGUGGUGUUGUUUUGAGAUUCGAUUUGGUAGUAGUGCGUGUUGGCAGCAUGUUAUCGAGUUGUGUUAGA